Homarus americanus (American lobster) is the source of this 1470-nucleotide messenger RNA. RefSeq names its product U3 small nucleolar ribonucleoprotein protein IMP4-like. Bases 266 to 1195 code for a protein of 309 amino acids. Gene Ontology annotation, molecular function: rRNA primary transcript binding; snoRNA binding. Lineage: Eukaryota; Metazoa; Arthropoda; Malacostraca; Decapoda; Nephropidae. The record is from RefSeq and is a predicted model, not a curated record. The transcript is spliced from 7 exons. Gene Ontology annotation, cellular component: small-subunit processome; Mpp10 complex; nucleolus. Gene Ontology annotation, biological process: rRNA processing.
CGCACAGGCCAGACAUAAACAUUGAAGUGUUAACUAGUUCUUAGGGAAGUAAGGUACUGCAUUCAGCUAAGCCACUACAGUGUAUGAAUACUCAAAUUAAACAUAAAUCAUAUCAAACAGUAAUUUAUUAUACAGUAAUAUAUUGUUACGGUGUAUAACAAACAGGUAAUUAAAAUACGUCUACAGUGUACCUACACCCACGAGUAUUUAGCUACUACCCAAUACAGCACGUGUAUGCAUGCAGCUGAAUUGAAUCUACAAUAUAAUGAGUGAAUUUAGCCUGCGACGACAAGCUAGGCUUCGUCGAGAAUAUCUUUACCGCAAAAGCAUAGAGGAUCGUCAUGCAACCAUGCAGCAAAGGAAGGAAAAGAUCAAAGAAUCUCUUCGAGAGGGCAAAGAAAUUCCCACUACCCUGCAGUCUAAAGCUCUGAAACUGAUGGCUGAUGGUGACUGGGAUGACCCUGGGCCCCAGCUGGCAGUAGAACUGGGUGGAGAAGCAGCUGGUGGCUCAACGAAUGUCGAUGAUGAGUACAGGUGGGCAGGAAUAGACGACCCCAAGGUUGUCGUAACCACAUCAAGAGACCCGUCGUCAAAACUCAAACAGUUUGCAAAGGAGAUAAAAAUUUUGUUUCCCAACUCUCAACGUAUAAAUCGAGGUAACUACGAGAGCAAGCAACUUAUAGACGCUUGCCGGGCAAAUGAGGUCACAGACUUUGUUGUUCUCCAUGAAACCAGGGGCAAUCCAGAUGGAUUGGUGAUAAGUCAUCUUCCCAAUGGCCCAACAGCUUAUUUCACCCUGGCAGACGUUGUGAUGCGUCAUGAUAUUCCUAACAUUGGCACCAUGUCGGAGCAGUACCCACACCUCAUCUUCCAUAACUUCAAGUCAAAAUUGGGAACCCGGACUUUAAAUAUUCUCAAGUACCUGUUCCCAGUUCCAAAAGAUGACAGUCAGAGAAUAGUUUCAUUCACCAACUGGGAUGACUGGAUCCUCUUCAGACAACACACUUUCAAGAAGGUUGAUGGAGGGAAGGACUAUGACCUUAAAGAGAUUGGCCCGCGCUUCAGCAUGAAAUUGUUUCGUAUUAUUAUGGGAACCAUAGAGCAGGCUCGAGCAGCGGAUACCGAAUUUGUCCUUCGUCCUUACAUGAACACAGCCAGAAAACGGAGGCUGCUAUCAGAUGAUGAUCCUUGGUAGUAGAUUGAUGAAAAUAAGUGUACAGUAUGACCAAACUGUCACACUCAGGGGAAAACCUGCAUGCAGCCUCCCACAAGUUAUGUUUUCACACCAGCAACUACAAAAGUAUAGUACAGUAGUCUUGGUGUUCCUACACUUCUGUCUUGUAAUCAGUUGGUCAUUGGUGAGUAAGGUUUGGGAGGAAUGCACAACCCAUGAUUUAGAGGAGCAUAGUGAUUGGCUACCCUUUUUUCUCUCCUUUAUUCUAUGUACACAAAAUAAAUGAUUGUAAUGUC